AUGUUCCAGGCAGAUUUUGAGAAGCCGAAACUCGAAUUCAUCUGUAACCACGAUGCCAUCCUUCGCCUCAAAAUCAAGAAAGGCCUUUAUCGUCUUGAUUAUAAUAAAGCAACUAAUAUGUCCUAUUCCGAGAAGGACCGAUUGCAGGUUUUAACCAAUGUAGAACUAGCCUUCCGUGUCGGAUUCGAAACCCGCGAGCUGCGCGGCAAAGAUACGAAGAUCGGUAACGGCCAGAACCUCAUCCAGCUGGUCGUCUUUGACCUUUUGAAAUCCCAUAUGAUAUCGGUGGAGCCCGCAGUGAUUAUCGGUCGAGACGCUUUCGUCUACUACAUGACCCAGUACCUCUCUUUCUUGCACCAAGCUGGAAACCACGUUCUUUUUUCUCUUCCCGAUUUCGACGACGACCGUUACCGUCUGACGGUUGACUUCUCAAUCGAGGGGUCUCCAGCCUUCGAUAUCCAGGAAAUCCAUGGCAUCAACGUGCAAAAGAUCAACACCUACCUCUCGUCCGUCUGGUUGAAGGCCGCCAUGCUCCUCGGUGGUACGGACGCAAUAGAGUCAGAAACAGACUGGAAAUCAACGAUACUUGCUCAGUACCGGAGCUCUUGGGCUUUACAUGGCGAUACAGAUUCGCACUUCCAUAUUCGCCUUGGAGCUCCACGCAUCCAGCCAAUCUGUUCGCGAGAGGCUAUUCUCUAUUUUACCAUCGAUGAAGUUGCCUUUUACGAGACAAGCAACUUUGAUCUUGAACCGCUUCAUCACUACUCUAACUGGGAAGUUGCAAUUCUCGUCGAUAUUGUCCACGAGAAGCUAUCCGAUGGAAGCGUUACUCGCUGUGCGCUCGACCUCACAACGGCUCGCGCGUAUCAUCGUUUCUGCACCUUCCCUGGGCUCGAUCACGCGAACGAGGUUAUGACGUCCCACUGUACGCGUCUCCUCGAGUUUUUCACCGCAAGCUAUCUCGAUAUUCUGGAGAGCGUUGACUUCCACGUCAUCUACCACUUUGAUGCCCGCUGGCAGAUCUGGGACACUGUCGACGUUUGUGGAAGCAACGACAGCGACAGCGACACUGGCGAUGGAAUCGAAAGCUGGAAACUGACUGUUGGCGACCACACUACCAAGCAUGCCUCUUGGGUCGAGAGAGUCACACGCUGUGCUACCUCCGGCUUCGACCAUGUCUCUGCAAUCUCUCAGUCAUCGAUAAACGCAUUAUUCAAUACUCUCUGGACCCUUGGCUCUACGGCGAAGAUUACAGAUCAUACAUCGGCCGUGGCGAAGUGGAAAUACGAGAAGUUCUUCUCAGCCACGUUCAAGCCUAUGACUAUUCGCCUACUCAGCAACGGACGUGCGAUUGUCUGGAUUCACGUGGAGCGGGGUCACUUGAAAACGUUGCGCAACUGGCUGCCUUGGAUUGAGAGCGUAGACCACAAAUUUGAGGAUUGGCAUCUCGCCUUCGAGGUGAAACUUGGGAAGUGCACUCAUGCGGAACUGGACGUAUCCCAAAAGUGGUUGACCAAGUUCGCGGAAACAGCGGUGUUCAAAGAACACGGAAGUCAUCACGAUCGUCACCUUGAACACUUAUACCUUGACUUCAAGCAUGCCGAAUUUCUGCACGAGUUCUCCAGCUUUGACACCUUAUUUCAUGGGACCGAUCACCGUCCCAUUGACCAAGUUCAAGCAGCAGUCCACUAUCUAAAAAGCCACUACCUCCCACAUCUUGGGCACUGGGGUCUCAACAUUAUCCACACCGUCCCCAUCUGGACCUCUAAGUCCGAUACUCCUUCUUGUGCAUUGACAAGCAUCGCCUUCCACGUCUAUGCUAAGGAUGCCAUUACGCGACACAACUGGGCACACAUCUCUGCCACACUUGAGCCGGUGAUCGUGUUGCUGGGGAUGACGCGGCAUCGUCCCUUGCCUUGCACCCGCCUCGAAUACUCUGCGAAUUGGGUCAUCCGGCUGACGAAAGGGAUUUCAUACAGCACCGUUUGCAUCUCGCGCGCGGCAUUCCUGGAGCGUCGUCUGCUCCAUUUGCUCUCUCAUGUCAAUGCUGUUACAACUGUGGUACCCAAGUUUUAUGGCAUCCACAAUGGAGUCUGGAAGCUAGACCUCACAACAUGGGCCAAGCACGAGUGGAAAAAUUCGGACGAGUGCAGGUGGUCGCUUGUUGAUGACCAGCAUGGUAAAAUGAAGUACAGAUGGCAGCAUCGUGAUGCGUGGAAGUAUGAGCAUGAGGGCACUGGUGAUGUUGCCGAUGGCACAUACUCAAUUAUCUGCCUCACACGCAACUUUGUUGAGAUUCCUACGGCAUCGCGGCACAAAUCCCUCGAUAUUAAAUUGUGGGGAGAAGUUGAGAUCGAAACAAACUUCGUCUCCGGCUCUCAUCGAGGAAGUGCCAAGUCUUCUGCCACCUGGGAUGCGACGUUGUGUAUUCAGUCGGAUAUUGACGGCCUCAAGGUCAAGGUCAUCGGUUCAACAUCACCCAAGUUCCAAAAGACUGUCUAUACAGGCGACAAGACCUCUGCCAUGUUCGGCGACCUCGAAGUCAGCCUUCGGAAACAGCUCCCGCACACAGUUGACCUGAGCAAGGUCCUGCACGAGCUCCGAGCGUUCGAAGGCAUAUGGAAGUAUGGAUAUGCCGGGACGCAAACUUAUCAUCUCGCGAAUCCCGUCUUCACCACCCACGGUGACAUCAUGUUCGAAUUGCGUCCUCACGUUCAUCAGACGGGCACCAGCGGCGGCUCGCUUCGCCCCUCCGGUCCACAUGGUCUCCGAAGCCCAAAGUCUAGCUCUAGCCUCCGUUCAAACUCGUCCUUUUUCGGGAAGGUGAAGGAGAUUGUUAACUCAGCCCUGCAUGACGUGGCCGAUGAUCAACACCAUGACCAUCAUGCACAGAAUGGCUAUGACGUUUUCACCAAUGGCCAUACGAUGCACAACGGUGGCAUGCAUACAAUGCAAACUCUAUCACUCGAUGUCGAUGAGAAACAAACAAUCGUCGUUGAGGAGACCCAGGAGAUAGAGGGAGAUCAACCGUCCUUUCUGGUGCCUGAAGUGGUCGUGGCGUAG
Molecule: messenger RNA, 3063 nt
Organism: Fibroporia radiculosa
Lineage: Eukaryota; Fungi; Basidiomycota; Agaricomycetes; Polyporales; Fibroporiaceae
Exons: 10
Coding region: 1-3063 (1020 amino acids)
Source: RefSeq, a predicted model, not a curated record